AUGAGUGAUGGUUUUAAGUGGAAUACGUGGUUAACUACAAAUGAAAUCGUUGAUAUUAUCAAUGAUUUAGCUUCGGAUGAUGAAGCAACAGCAGCUGACAUUUAUAUCGACCCUCCGGGUGAUGGACUUGUGUCAGAUUCGGACUCGGGGGACGAAAGAAACGUAAGUUUUGAAAAUUUAUCACGUCGUCAACUUUUGGCACCUGCUGAACUGACACUACAUGGAAAAAACGUCAGUGACGGCAGCGAGUCUGAAGAAGAAGCUUUAGGCCCAAUUACGUCACGUACUGUGACUGACUCACAGUCUUUAUCAAACCGUAGGCGGAGCCGGUCAUUGAUAGAUAAUCCUCCUUUUCCACCUCCACCGCCACCUCGAUCGCAUAAGGUAGUCCGAAAAUGGGUAAAACAACUUAUCCCAACUUCAUGA
Molecule: messenger RNA, 426 nt
Organism: Parnassius apollo (apollo)
Lineage: Eukaryota; Metazoa; Arthropoda; Insecta; Lepidoptera; Papilionidae
Source: the annotation of a GenBank genome assembly